Ambispora gerdemannii is the source of this 1020-nucleotide messenger RNA. The record is from the annotation of a GenBank genome assembly. NCBI's taxonomy places the organism in Eukaryota, Fungi, Glomeromycota, Glomeromycetes, Archaeosporales, Ambisporaceae.
AUGUCCGAAGAAAUGCCCGAAGAUACAAAAAAAGAGGCAACAGAUGCAGAAAAAAGACGUAAAAGGCGUCAAAAAAAGAUUUUACGAGGAGCCGGGGACAGAUUACUUCAAAUUACUACAGUACAUGGUGGGGAAGCUCCUUUCUUCACCUCUCCAAUGCCAAGUCAACAGUCUUCGCCGACUAGUAGUGAAGCACCAUUUAAUCCUGUUAUUUCUAGUAGAAAAUCUUCUAUUUCGUCACUUUCUCAACCAUCGAUAAUACUGAAUAGUAGCGGCAGUAAUAAUGAUCAAAUAAGCUCUUCUAUUAUACACGAAGAACCCGAAUCCGUUUCAUUAUCUUCUUCAAGUUCAAUGGCACAUAUAAGAAGACCUGACAAAGAAUAUCUUCGACAAAUGCUUGAAAAUAUGCGUAAACACAAUAUUAGCACUGGAUCAUUUACUUCGACUAGUGGAGCAGGAGGUGACACCUCAUCAUUAGAAGAACAACGAAAUAUACAACAACAGCAGCAACUUCAAUCGUCAUUGUUAUUAUCAGGUGAAGAAACGUCAACACAAUCAAUGUUUCCAUUCCUUUCCCCUGAGAUGAUGUUACUUGGAUCAACACUUGGUAUUGGAGUCGGUGGACAAAAUUUAAGAGCUAGAACAUGGAAAUUGAUUCAUUUUGUAGUAAUGUUUUCGCUUGGACUUUAUGUUGUCAGUUAUAAAUUGUUCUUUAGAGUUAAUGCAUGGCAUCAUUUUAAUUAUUUAAUUUACGAUAAUUCAAAUCAUUUGAGUAAUAAUGAAUUAAGUAUCCCUCUAUUUUGGUAUUUUAUAACGCUGGAGCUCAUUCUACAUACAACACGGUUUUUCUUAGACCAGCAGCAAUUGCAACAGCAGCAAAUGAAUAAACCAUCCUAUGAUUCUACCAAUUUCGUAUCGAUUCUUCCAUACCCGUUACCGCAAGUAAUCACCAUUUUGAUACGAUACCGAUUAAUUUGGAAUAACCUCUGGGCUGAUCUUUGUGCCCUGGUGUUUGUGUGA